Molecule: messenger RNA, 2370 nt
Organism: Aspergillus homomorphus CBS 101889
Lineage: Eukaryota; Fungi; Ascomycota; Eurotiomycetes; Eurotiales; Aspergillaceae
Product: zinc metalloproteinase family protein
Exons: 5
Coding region: 1-2370 (789 amino acids)
Cellular component (GO): cytoplasm
Source: RefSeq, a predicted model, not a curated record
AUGCCGUUAUUCAAGACGCUGCGUCGACGCUCGAAGGCUAGUUUCACUACCAGCAAGUCGCCGGAGACCAAGUCCAAUGAAUCUCAGUCGAACGGCGAUGUGACUUCGGGGCAAUCGUCAUCCACCCUGGAAACCGCUUCGUCCAGCUCUCUCACCCCACCUUCCUCGAUCAAGCCUACCUUGUCUGCUCCCAACCUUCCCUCGCUGAGUGAAAGUCAAAGCACACCCAAUAGCGCAGUUUCGCCCCUUUCCGUGCCGCAUCAACGGCCUGGCCCCCUCACGAGCUCAUCUCAGCGAAAUAGCGCCUAUUUUGGUAGUACUAUGUCGGUGAAUGGAGUAGGACGGUCGCCCACUCCUUCUUCUCCCUACGCUCCCCGCAUUAUCUCUGUCUCCGAUAACGCUUGGGUGCACCAUAAAGUAUUGCUUGUUUACGGCCAAAUUGGGGAUCCGCGACAACAUCCGCUGGACGGAACCGUCACGGUCUACCAUCACCAGGAUAGCUUCCCGUCAACAUCGUGGCCGGUCACGUCUUCGCACUUCAAGACUUUGGUCCAUCUGGUCCCAGGCCCCAACCGACUGCGCUUCGAAUUCAUGUCGAGCAAACACUCGUCAGGUAGCGCUCAUCAGUCGGUACAUUCGUCCUGGAUCUGCAUCAACUAUCUCCCCCUGGUCAAUGCCCCGCCUCUACAACUAGUGAUCCUGCUCGGCAAGGACUCGGAUGGUACUUUUGAUACCCCUCCAGAGAAGCAACAGCGGGAAGGGAGUGGCCUCGAAACCGCUAUUCAAAAGUAUCGAAUGGCGGCAUACCUGUGGCAGGCCUUUACUGGGGAGCAGAUGUACCGCAACAAUCUUGGACGGCGCUGCUUCCGACUUGAAGACGAGUGGCAGAUGGGUACCUCAAGCCGGCGUGACGCUACGACCCGCCAAAUGCGAAACGAGGCGAAAAUCCACGUGGUGCGGACCGACAAAACGGUCGCCGAACUUCGAGAUCUCGAUAUCGCGCAGCAGAAUGGCUCCGCCACCCAGAAGGAUGAGCUGUUUCGGAUCGCGAGAGAUGCCGUGAAGGACUACUUUCACCUUCAACCGGGCCAGAAACAGUAUGUCUCCGUGUUGCUUCUGGACUCACACUGGGACACUGGCUCUCAAGUGAUUACUGGUCAUGCCGCCCUGGGCUCGGAUUCUGGAGAUCUCAAGCUAGCGAUUUUUGGCUCCCAUAGCCUACACAGCUACCCCUCCAACAUGGAGGAGGUUGUGGACUGCUUCUCUGAUUGCACCAGGACUAAUACUGAAUUUGUAGCUAAUGACUGUGGGGAGGCUGGAUCCAGCUGGGAAGCUGCUAAUAUCGGUAUUGGAGCUCAUCUUCAUGAGGUAGGUCACCUUUUCGGGUGUCCACAUCAAGAAUCCGGGAUUAUGCUCCGGGAUUAUGUCCGUCUGAAUCGGUCCUUCCUCACGCGCGAGCCAUUUUCUACCCGCACGAAGACACAAGGCCUUAAACUGUGCUUACCCCAGGACGAAUGUGGCUGGCAUCGACUUGACGUUCUGCGUUUCCGCUUUCACCCCUGUUUCCGGCUUCCCGGCGAUGCCCCUAUAGGUUCCGACGACAGUCUUCAGGUCUGGCCCGUCGAGAACGGCAAAAUCGUUCUCACGGCCCCAUCAGGAAUCGCAUUCAUCGAACUCUAUGCUGAAGGUGACAACGUUUGCCACAAUUUCAUCGAGUACAUGAAUAGUGAGUCGAGCAGCAACGGACUCCCAAGGCAGGUCAUCGUAACGGAAAGUGAAAUGCGUCAACGUGUCUUCGGCAACGACAAAGAGAAGAAGAAGGGCGUCAAAAUGAUUGUUUACUCUGGAGCUCUCGGCAGUCACACCGUGGAUUCAAUCAGCUCCUUGAAGUCGAAAUUAUCCUUGGUGAAACUCCCCAAAAGCCACACCGGCUAUAAGGGUAGACAACUGGGACUUUCUCAGUUGGAGGGAAGUCAACCGGAGCAGGUGCUGUUGGAUUGUGCGUUCAUCUCGACCAAGCUCCUGAUAUCGGUCCGGAUCUAUCACGGCGACGCAGUCAAUGGAUUGGAAUUCUUCUAUGAGGAUGCUACGAGCCAGCUCUUCGGUAACCGAGAUGGCAAGCCUGGCGGUGACGAUUUCGUGCUCGAUACCCGAAGGGGGGAGAUUCUACUUGGUUUCUAUAUUCGAGCCGGUCACUGGAUUGAUGCUAUUGAGAUCUUGACCAGCCAAGGGAGGAAAUCUGGCAUGUUUGGAAAUGCUCAGGGAGGUUCAGGACACACUUUGAUCCCUCCUUUGGGAUACAAGAUUGCCGGAAUCACGGGGUCCAGCGGGCCUUGGAUUGAUGGAUUCUCACUCGUCAUCAUGCACUGA